This is a messenger RNA of Geodia barretti, 861 nucleotides long. The record is from the annotation of a GenBank genome assembly. NCBI's taxonomy places the organism in Eukaryota, Metazoa, Porifera, Demospongiae, Tetractinellida, Geodiidae.
AUGGACACAGACACGAUCAGGCGCGAGACCGAGCUUGUGCGGGCCGACUGGGCCGGGCGCGGGCGCCACUGGGACCGGCGGGCGGACGAAAUCGCCGAGCAGGCGGCCCGCAUGAACGCCCCGCUCAUCGAGGCGGCCGACAUCGCACCCGGCCAGCAGGUCUGCGACAUCGCAACGGGCGCCGGCGAGCCCGCGCUCAGCGUCGCCGCGCUGGUCGGCACGGAAGGCCGCGUCUUCGCCACCGACCUCUGCCCCGAGAUGAUGCUGGGCGCCCGCCGCCGGGCCGCCGCCCAGGGGCUCCGCAACAUCACCUUCCGCACCGCCGACAUGCUGGCGCUCCCCGACUCGGACUCCGCGUUCGACCGGGUGAUCUGCCGCUUCGGGCUGAUGUUCUGCCCGGCGCCUGCGCGGGCCGCCGCCGAGGCGCUGCGCGUGCUCAAGCCCGGCGGGCGGGUGGCCUAUCUGGUCUGGGGGCCGCGCGAGGAGACGACCAUGUUCGUCGUCUUCGUCGCUGCCGCCGAGGCCGUGCUCGGCCCUCUCGAUGAGGUGGAGGAGAUCGAUCUCGCCCGGCCGUUUUCCCUGGGCACGCCUGGGGCACUUGCCAGCGCGCUGACCGAAGGCGGGCUUACGGAUGUGGAGGAGCGCGAGGUCCGCUUCGCGCCCCGGGUCCCGGCGGAUGCCCCCUUCUGGCAGGCCCAGUUCGACAUGACCUUCGGCCGUGCCCUCGAUGGCGCCGGGGAGGCCAAGCGCCACGCCUUGAAAGAGGCCGUGGCGGCAGGCUUUGAGCACCUUCGGGAGGAGGACGAGGUCCCUCUCUCGGUCCAUGUGCGGAUCGGCACCGGGGUGAAGCCGACAGGCUGA